GGCGGUGUCGUGGGGCAGUCGUAGCCCCGGAGAUGGCAGUGAGCGAGAGGAGGGGGCUCGACGGUGGGAGCCCCGCGCAGUACGGAUGGGGACGCUUGUCGUUGCUAGUGCUGAUGCUGAGCGGCUGCUCAGGUCGCAUCCACCGGCUGGCGCUCACAGUGAGCCUCGGGGAGAAGAGAGCUGACAUCCAACUGAACAGCUUCGGAUUCUACGCCAACGGGUCUCUAGAAGUGGAACUGAGCCUGCUUCGCCUGGGCCUCCAGGAGGCAGAAAAGAAGUCAUCAAAGGUGGGGUUCAGCCUGAGUCGCGUCCGAUCUGGCAGCGUUCACUCCUACUCGAGCCGGAACUUGCACGGAUGUCCUCUGGAGAGAAACAGCAGCAACUUCCUGGUCCUUUUCCUCAUUAAUAUCCAGGACCUGCAGGUCAAAGUCCUAAAAUUUGGAGAGCAGAGGAAGUUGCUCAUUUCCCCUGGUCUCCUCUCGGACGCCCCUGCCCAGUCGAGCCUCCUGAAGUCAGAGCCAGCAGACACCCCUAAGGGGAGCAGUGAGACUUCUGCAGUCAAGGAAGGUCAGGUAAAGCCUGGAGCACCCCAUGUUUCAGGAGAGAAAACUACCCCGGGGGUACAUGGACACUCAACAGAGGGCCAGCCACAGAGGCAUCCGCCCACACAGGACCUCGGUGGGAAGGAGACGGAGCUGGUGUUGGGGCUGGGCCACCUGAACGACUCCUACAACUUCAGCUUCCACGUGGUGAUUGGCUCCAGGGAUGAGGAAGGCCAGUACAGCCUCAACUUCCACAACUGUCACAACUCCGUUCCUGGCAAGGAGCAUCCGUUCGACCUCACCGUGAUGAUCCGAGAGAAGAAUCCGGAAGGCUUCCUGUCAGCGGCAGAAAUGCCCCUCUUCAAGCUCUACCUGACGAUGUCUGCCUGCUUCCUGGCUGCUGGCAUCUUCUGGGUGUCCGUGCUCUGCAAGAAUACAUACAGUGUCUUUAAGAUCCACUGGCUCAUGGCAGCCCUGGCGUUCACCAAGAGUGUCUCCCUGCUUUUCCACAGCAUCAACUACUAUUUCAUCAACAGCCAAGGCCACCCCAUCGAAGGCCUCGCCGUCAUGCACUACAUCACACACCUGUUGAAAGGUGCCCUUCUUUUCAUCACUAUUGCCUUGAUCGGCUCAGGCUGGGCCUUUGUGAAGUAUAUGCUGUCGGACAAGGAGAAGAAGAUUUUUGGAAUUGUGAUCCCCCUGCAGGUCCUGGCUAAUGUUGCAUACAUUGUCAUCGAGUCCCGUGAGGAGGGUGCCAGUGACUAUGGACUCUGGAAGGAGAUCUUGUUCCUGGUGGACCUCAUCUGCUGCGGUGCCAUCCUCUUCCCAGUCGUGUGGUCCAUCCGGCAUCUGCAGGACGCAUCCGGCACUGAUGGGAAGGUGGCAGUGAACCUGGCCAAGCUGAAGCUGUUCCGACAUUACUACGUCAUGGUCAUCUGCUAUAUCUACUUCACUCGCAUCAUCGCCAUUCUGCUGCGUGUGGCUGUGCCUUUCCAGUGGCAGUGGCUGUACCAGCUCUUGGUGGAGAGUUCCACGCUGGCCUUCUUCGUGCUCACCGGCUACAAGUUCCAGCCAGCUGGGGACAACCCUUACCUGCAGCUGCCCCAGGAGGAUGAGGAAGAUGUACAGAUGGAGCAAGUGCCUAGGUCUGGUUGGGGAUGGAGGACUGGGAUGGUCCCUUCAGCUCCUGGACCCUGCUUCUGCUGUGUGCCUCACCCAGGAUGACGGAUUCUGGAUUUCGGGAAGGCCUGUCCAAAGUCAACAAGACAGCCAGUGGCCGGGAGCUGUUGUGAUUUCCUUUCAUCCAGCCGCCACCCUCAGUCCUUCUGCACCCUGCACACCUGCUUUUGUCCCCUGGUGUGCAGGGAGACCUAGGGAUUCGUGCCAAGAUACACAAGGCGCGGGUCCCCAAGGAGCCUUCCAAAAAAUGACGCCCCUCCCCACUCCCCGACACUGCAUCCCUGUCCUCUUCAGCCUUUCAGUACAAUAAGGACCGGUCUUUUUUUUUUUUUUUUCAUUUCUUGAAUUUCCUGAUGCUGAGGGGUUUGAGUGCCUAAGACAAGCUGCAUCUAUGAUCUCAGAUCCUGGAUCCUCAGUCCAGGUGGUAGCACUUGCCUGUCAUCCUCUGAAGAUCCUCAUGAAACUUUGGGCUGAUCAGUAGACAAAUAAAGAUAAAACAGAAUUCAUAGUGA
Molecule: messenger RNA, 2233 nt
Organism: Microtus oregoni (creeping vole)
Lineage: Eukaryota; Metazoa; Chordata; Mammalia; Rodentia; Cricetidae
Gene: Gpr108
Product: G protein-coupled receptor 108
Exons: 17
Coding region: 33-1766 (577 amino acids)
Biological process (GO): transport
Cellular component (GO): Golgi apparatus; membrane
Source: RefSeq, a predicted model, not a curated record